Galeopterus variegatus (Sunda flying lemur) is the source of this 1260-nucleotide messenger RNA. RefSeq lists its product as uncharacterized. The coding region runs from base 1 to 1260 and encodes 419 amino acids. The record is from RefSeq and is a predicted model, not a curated record. NCBI's taxonomy places the organism in Eukaryota, Metazoa, Chordata, Mammalia, Dermoptera, Cynocephalidae. The transcript has 7 exons.
AUGGGCCCCAGUGAGCUGCGCCAGGGGCUGCAGCCUCUGUCGGGCCCCUGUGCCGCGCUGUCAGUGGCUGCCACAAGUCGCUGCUGUCUUCCUGAGAGCCCUGGAGCCUCGUUAAAGGAAGCAAGUCCUGAAUGUGCAGGAGCCCUGGACGUGGGGCGAGCCCUGGACAUGGGGGGAUCCCUGGGUGUGGGGGGAGCCCUGGACGUGGGGGGAGACCUGAGUGUGGGGGGAGCCCUGGGUGUGGAGGCAGCCCUGGAUGUGGGGGGAGCCCUGGACGUGGGGGGUGCCCUGGGUGUCAGGGGGAGCCCUGGACGGAGCCCUGGAUGUGGGGGGAGCCCUGGGUAUGGAGGGAGCCCUGGAUGUGGGGGGAGCCCUGGGUAUGGAGGGAGCCCUGGAUGUGGGGGGAGCCCUGGGUAUGGAGGGAGCCCUGGAUGUGGGGGGAGCCCUGGGCUGCAUCUGGCCACGGAGGAGCCACAGUCUUUCCCACCUGCAGGAGCAGGAUUCCCGUCCCGAGAGUCUGUGAAUUCUGUGGCUCAGGUUCACAGACACCAGUCCUGUGACUGGCAUAAGAAAACUCUAGUGUCAAGCGGGUUUCUGGGCCGGACUCACAGCCCGCUCUUCCAGGACGUGGCCGGCAUCGUGGAGGGCACCGCCCCCACGGGACCUGACACCUGCCCGGUGGACCCCUCCUCUGGCUCCUCGUCUGUAGAAGGACUGGUGGAAGUCGCCUGGGCAGACCGGGCGGGGCAGGAGACGAUACAGAACAUUCUAGGCCAGGGCAGCCAUGAAAGCAUAGGUCUGAGGGAUCGGGAUGCUUGGGGUGUGACAGGCAUGGUGGACACCUUGGCUGCCCCUGCCUCUCGGCUGUUGUGCAUCGUGCUGCUGAGAACGCGCGGGUGCGAGUAUCUGCUAGAGUCCCCGCUUCCAGUUCUUGUGGAUGUAUAUACCCAGAACUCAGUCUCUACCUCCUGCACCCACAUCCAGGUCCAGCCACUGCCCUCUCUGCUGUGCCUGGGCUGCAGCCUCCCAGUAGUCCGCCUCCGUGCCUGGCUGUCCGCGCUCUUGCAGCACCAUCGGUCAGGGUGCCCACUGCGGCCUCGUCUGUCCCGCUGUUUCCUUUCUGGUGUGUUCUGGCAACAGGACUCUGCCCGGCUGCUCUUCCUCCUGCUGGGCCCAGGCCGCAGCAGGCUCUGCAUGGUGAGCACUUCCACGCCGCUCAUCCCGCUCCUGCCAGAGCCCCUCGCCCUCCUGCACAGCUGA